Vollenhovia emeryi is the source of this 3475-nucleotide messenger RNA. Its product is annotated as serine/threonine-protein kinase 32A. NCBI's taxonomy places the organism in Eukaryota, Metazoa, Arthropoda, Insecta, Hymenoptera, Formicidae. Gene Ontology annotation, biological process: regulation of signal transduction; G protein-coupled receptor signaling pathway; protein phosphorylation. The record is from RefSeq and is a predicted model, not a curated record. The transcript is spliced from 8 exons. Gene Ontology annotation, molecular function: G protein-coupled receptor binding; ATP binding; G protein-coupled receptor kinase activity. Bases 782 to 2026 code for a protein of 414 amino acids.
UAUUGCGCAAGCAAAAUUUGCGUUUGCAAUAAUCAAUUAAUCCAGCCGCAGCUCAUAUCAAUAUCAAAUUGUUAAUUCGCUUGCAAGAAACGUAAUCUUCGGUAACGUAAAUCCUCUUCAAUGAGAAUUGCAACUUUCCUCAAACGAUCUGGCAUGGAACUUUUCAAUUAUAACGUACACCACCCAAACGAGACGUGUGUCAAAAUGACGUCUUUAAACAAUAUCUCAAAGACGUAUGCGUCGGGAUGUCUUGAAGAUGUUGUAAAGACGUCUCACCGACAGCUCCGAGCGAUAACUCGAACAAUUUAAGCUGUCCUUUAGAUGUCACAUAAGACAUCAAUGCUCACGAGGGAAUGCACAAACAAUUUGCCUAUGCGCUCGUGGUAUACGACUCUUUUUCAUACGCGAGUAAAAUACGAGACAAAUAGAACCUUCGUGGAUUGUCACAAUUGCGUGGGCUUAAAUUGCGACUAUCACGUCUGCACUGGGACUAUUUCCUCUCGAUCUCUCUGCGCACGUGCGCGCUCGAUAAUAUGCGAUUGCCGAGUUGGCAAUAACUUGUGCUGAACUUGAUAAAUUACUUUCUCAUUGACGCUAGACCUCCAGAUUGGAGCGGCACAAGUUUGCAGUUUCGUUUCAUCAGACGUUUCCGUUGAACAUUUUUUUCGUCGAGCAUUUCAGUUUGUUCCAUCAGAGUGGGACAACCCGACCCUACUCCAGCCCGGAAGCAACACUUGGUGUUCACGUCUGCAUCGUGCAAAAACGUGACAGUACCGGCAGCAUGUACGCCAUGAAGUACGUACAUAAAAACGAAUGCGCGGAACGGGGCGCCCUGAAGAAUGUGGCGAGGGAGGUGGAGAUCCUGUCGAAGUUGGAGCAUCCCUGCUUGGUGAAUUUAUGGUUCAGCUUCCAAGACGAGGAGGACCUCUUCAUGGUGUCGGAUCUGCUUUUGGGCGGCGACCUGAGGUACCACAUCCAGCAGGAGGUCGUGUUCGGCGAGGAGAGCGUCCUGCUGUUCGUCGCCGAGAUUGCACUGGCGCUCGACUACCUGCAGACCCACCGGAUCAUCCAUCGGGACAUCAAGCCGGACAAUAUUCUGCUGGACGAGGAGGGCCACGCCCAUGUGACAGACUUCAACAUCGCGACUGUACUCGAAGACGGACAGUUGGCGACUUCGAUGUCCGGGACAAAACCGUACAUGGCCCCGGAGAUUUACAUGUGCUCGUGCGAGGAAUACGGCGUCCUCGGCUACGGAUUCGCCGUGGACUGGUGGAGCCUGGGAAUCCUCGCUUGGGAGACCCUAGCCGUGGAGAGACCGUAUCCGCUUCACUCCACGACGUCCAACAGAGAGGCUCUAAGGAUCUUGCAGGAGGAAAGGUCGACACCCUCGCACUGGAGCCCGUCGAUACGCGAUCUCCUGGACCGCCUGUUAACCCUCGCGCCGAGCGCCCGAGUGUCGUGCUUGAAAGAAUUGAAGCAGGCUAGCGCGAUGAGGGAUCUGGACUUCGACAAGGUGCUGAACAAGCAGAUAAAGCCGCGCUUCACGCCGCCGAAGGAUCAUCUGAAUUGCGAUCCCACGUUCGAGCUCGAGGAAAUGAUAAUCGAGACGAAACCCCUGCACAAGAAGAAGAAACGGCUGGCUAAACAGAGGUCGCUGAGGGUCGAGCCGGAGGACGCCGGUGGGUUCGCCGAGGGGGCUGGCUCGAGCGUAGACACGCGGAGAUUAGCUUACAUCCCGGAAUACCGGGUGUACAAUCGCGAGCGUGAGAUCGAGAGACAGGAGAGAGAGCGGAAGGAGAAACAAUGGGAGGAGGAACUGAACACUGCCAUGAAGGGUGCCGAAGAAAGACUCAAAACAAAGCAGCAACAUCUGCCGGCCCAGCGAACCGGAAACCGACUGAGUGUCUCGACGACGAACGUCAAAGCGCGCAUAAGCGCGUCGCCGAGACAAGGUCGCCGAGCGAGCGCCACGGCGUCUUCGGACAUCGACUUCAUCGACGCGAGUCCGGAGCCUAGCACGUCUUAGAUAACGCCGGGCAUUAUAUUUCGACGUAGCCUAUCUGCGACCAGUAGACUCCUUCGAUCCUACGAAAAACGCGCACCGAAGCCCCCGCACUUGACAAGAAAAGGUGUCCCUUUAAAAUUCAAUUAUCUCCCACGUUAAAGUCUAAGACGAGGAAGCGAGAAAUUCCACCGUAGAUGAAGUUUUUAUACUCUUCUUGGAAAGAUACACGACGGAUAUGUAACGCAAUUCGCUCUUAUUUUUCUAUCUGUCGCGAUUACAGCGCGGGGUGAUUUAUCUUUGACAAAGCCCGCCACGUCUCGCUGGAUCCUCUCCCGCAGCGUUUACCUUCGAUUCGUGCUGCGGAAAAGAAGCGGAAGAGACGCGAGUUUUAAGGCCUCCGUACAUCCUUUCAGGUGCUACGACGCAAUCGCGCUUAUCCACGACGGACUCGGGCGUUCAGUUUCUUUGGGAAUUUUACAGAUAGGGUGAUGGCGCGCCGAGAUCAGUUCGCUAACCAUUUUCAUCCACGAUACCCUGAAAUAGAGAGACCCCGCAAUCAGAGACUGGCCAUAAGAGCUCGUCAAAUUCCUGCGAGCGAGCGAGAAACGCAGGCUAUCUCACUCUUCUACGGCCGUAACGAAACGGAAUUUGACGGACUCUUAUGGCCAGUCUCUGAUUAUAGGGUCUCUACCCUGAAAAUGCGGAUAGCAGCUGGAGAUAGCCGCACGUCGUAAGCUCUAUCGGACUCCGGCAGUGCGCACUUAAUCACUGUACCAGGAAACGUGCAUUUAUACGAUUAUCAUCCCGGAUUAUCCCGCGAACUCCGACCAACGGCGGCGCAGGCUUAUUCCCGUAGUAACGAACGGCGGGGAUGAUCUCCUUCGUUCGAGUGGUUGCGAAUGAUUUUUCUUUUUCUUCCGUUGCCUCAGAGACCCGGUUGCGUUAGACGAUCCUUAGAAUUAGCACGCACGUCUUCGACAAGUAUAAUGCAAAUUAAUCCUUUCAGUACAAAUUGCAAAAAUAUCUUAUUACCAUCCCGGAUUAUCCCGCGAACUCCGACCAACGGCGGCGCAGGCUUAUCCCCGGAGUAACGAACGGCGGGGAUUAUCUUCGUUGGAGUAGCGAAUGAUUUCUUCUUUUUCGUUCUCAAAGACCCCGGUUGCGUUAGACGAUCCUUGUAGAAUUAGCACGCACGUCUUCGACAAGUAUAAUAUAAAUUAAUCCUUUCAGUACAAAUUGCAAAAAUAUCUUCCAUCUCACUCUCUCCGAAAAUCACUACGCACUCUCUAAAAGUCAAAUCAGUGGGUUUGCACUGAAAACAGUGAAUAGUCACUGAUUUACACACUGAUAAAAAAUGUAUCUUAAUCCAAAAACAUAUUACUCUACUCAAGAAAACUAUUCAUUAGGCGGCUCCUAAUAGCUUAUUAACUUAAAUUAAAAAAAUAAUAAAUUAAAACGUGCCUUUCUUGA